This is a messenger RNA of Grus americana (Whooping crane), 1643 nucleotides long. Its product is annotated as free fatty acid receptor 2-like. Gene Ontology annotation, biological process: cellular response to fatty acid; G protein-coupled receptor signaling pathway. Gene Ontology annotation, cellular component: plasma membrane. The record is from RefSeq and is a predicted model, not a curated record. The transcript is spliced from 3 exons. Gene Ontology annotation, molecular function: G protein-coupled receptor activity. Bases 247 to 1623 code for a protein of 458 amino acids. NCBI's taxonomy places the organism in Eukaryota, Metazoa, Chordata, Aves, Gruiformes, Gruidae.
GACCCAGACAUCCGGGAUCUCCCCCACCACCAUCACCAUCACCAUCACCAAGCCCAACCACCCAAGGGACCUAGACAUUUGGGGCAACCAGGACCAACAUCUCGUGGGGAUAACUGGGAAACAAGAAUUAAACAAAUAAGGGUGGCACCACCCACCCGGACGCCCGGGUCCACUUUGGGAGUGGGAGGCAGCAGUGGAGAACCUGGACGUUUAGGUCCUCUUUGGAGCAAGGGUUGUCCUCCAACCAUGCUGGUCCUCACUGUCUACAUCCUGACCUUCACCGUGGGCUUCCCGGCCAACAUCUUCACCUUCGUCACCCUCUUGGGCAAAGCCCGUCGGCGCGUCUCCCCCUCCGACAUCCUUCUCCUCAACCUGACAGCCGCCGACCUUCUCCUCCUCCUCUUCCUCCCUUUCAAGAUGGCCGAAGCGGCUGCCGGCUUGACUUGGCCCUUACCGGCUGUCCUCUGCCCGGUGGCCAACUUCUGCUUCUACUCCAGCAUCUAUCUCAGCAGCCUCUUCUUGGCAGCCCUCAGCGUUGAGCGGUAUCUCGGCGUUGUCUUCCCCCUCCAGUACAAGGAUCGGAGAAGACCAAGGCGGGCGAUGGCCGCCAGCAUUGUCCUCUGGCUCUUGGCCUGUUCCCAUUGCUCCAUCGUCUUUGUGGCCCAGUAUCAUGGUGGUAGGAACCGGACCACGGCCAACAGGUCCACGUUCAUCAGCUCUGAUGGUUCCGCAGUCAAUGGGUUCAAGCCUGGUAGCUCCAAGAUGUCCAGUGCUGAUGGCUUUGAUUCCAAUGGCUUGACCAUCACCAGCCCUGAUAGCUUCAAACCCAGCAUCUCUGAGACCUCCAGCUCCAACACCGUCGAUCACAAGGUCUUCAAGGUGUCCAACCCUGGUGACUCCAUGGACAAUGGCUUUGUCCCCCACGGCUCCAAGAUCACCAACAGCAACAUCUCCACUCACAAUGGCUCCAGGAUCUCCAGCCCCAGCAGCCCCAACACUUCCAAGCCCAACAUCUCCAAAAUCUCUACCCCCAACAGCGCCAACAUCCAGGACAUCUCCAGUCCCGCCAAUGUCUCCCAGACCUCCAACAUCCCCACUGCAUCUUCUCCUGGUGUCCAUGAUGGCUCCAACACCACCACCGCCUACAAGUGCUAUGACGACUUCUCCGAGGACCAGCUGAGCUUUGUCCUCCCGCUACGCCUGGAGCUCUUCCUCGUCCUCUUCCUCCUGCCCUUCGCUGUCACUAUCUUCUGCUACAUCAACUUCGUGCGGGCUCUCCUUGCCCGGCCAAAUAUCCCGCUGGAGAAGAAGCAACGAGCUGUGGGUUUGGCCGUGGCCACCAUGGUCAACUUCGGUGUCUGCUUUGCGCCUUACAACAUCUCACACGUGGUGGGCUUUGUGGAGAAACGGAGCCCAGACUGGAGGGUCUACGCUUUGCUCCUCACCAGCCUUAAUGCCGCUCUUGACCCUGUCAUCUUCUACUUCUCCUCCACGGCGGUGCAGAGGGCCAUGGCUGGGGUGGUGGUGGCUGUAUGGGACAAGCUGAGGGCUGUGCUGGGCUGCUGUUAUGGGGCAUGUUCUCCUGAGGUCUCCCAGGGUGAGUCUGAAGGUUCGUUAACAUGAAGCUUCCGAUAGGGCAGUGA